Messenger RNA from Siniperca chuatsi (mandarin fish), 3706 nucleotides. RefSeq names its product potassium voltage-gated channel, shaker-related subfamily, member 10a (gene kcna10a). The transcript is spliced from 2 exons. Gene Ontology annotation, molecular function: delayed rectifier potassium channel activity; protein binding. The coding region runs from base 1243 to 3006 and encodes 587 amino acids. Gene Ontology annotation, biological process: potassium ion transmembrane transport; protein homooligomerization. Lineage: Eukaryota; Metazoa; Chordata; Actinopteri; Centrarchiformes; Sinipercidae. The record is from RefSeq and is a predicted model, not a curated record. Gene Ontology annotation, cellular component: voltage-gated potassium channel complex; membrane.
UGUAUGGAGUUAGAAAGAAGUGAUCUUACUAGACCUCUGUAGCCCACUCUUCAUCUCUGCUUGAGGCUAAAGCUAGGCAGGUACUAGCACAACACAACUGAACUGAAUCUAUGACCGAACUGUUGGCAGUCAAGUUGCAUCGUAGGUAAUGUAGGCAACAGGUUUUGACAGGGGGAACAAGAAUGUGUGGGAUAUCUAUGGUUCUGCAGCAUCACUUUUAUCUUUUUUUAAAACUGUCGAUCAUGAGAACUGUUGGAGAACUCUUAAGUACAAAUAUCCCGCUUUGUAUUACAAUCCCUCCUUCUUGGCUCAGCAAGAAAAACACUGUCAAUGGGAGCACAGAGGGAAUUUCAUACUAAAAAGACUGUAAUUCGGAAGAUGGCCAUUUGAUUUGUCUAAGUCAGACUGCUGAAGUCUCAUAUUAACUUCGGCUGUACUUUAAAAUGCAUUUUUGCACAGAAUGAGGACUGUGGAUUAUGGCCCCUUACAUUGGAGAGUAUGGACAGAAGAAACCAUUACAGCGACCAAAAAUGCUUUCAUUGUACAUGUGGGCAUGUCAGUGUUGUUUUAAGAUAGACUUGUAUAUAUAAUGUAUAUAAUGUAAAGACAUUUGCUCCUUGUGAUUGAGAUUGUGAUUAGAAAUGAGAAGAGGAAGUUAUCCCGACUGGUGGUCAAGCGAGCAUAAGGCAGCCUGGCAGAGGUUAGGAAACAACCCUUUUUUAAUCUCUCUCUCUCUCGCUCUCUCUCUCUCUCUCUCUCUCUCUCAUCGUUUCGAGAUAAAGCGACACAGCUUUGGUUGGAGGACGAAGAAAAACAGGGAUUUUGCAAGCCGGGAAUUGGCCAAAUUAAACGUAAUCAUGCAGUUGUUAUAUCACUCUCACAUCUGGCCCCAGGGUGAUUGGCCGGGGCACCUGUGCGGGCAGCCCGGGGGUGACAGGACGCGCGCUGUGGUCAGGCGAUCCAGUGCGCACUAACCAUGCCUCCGGCACGGCCCGGAGCACCAAACUUUCACCAACAACGCCCGGAAGUUUGUCGGAUCGUGACGGCACUGAAGGUGUUGGAGGGAAUAAAGAAUAGAGGGGGCUUUCAAUUUGCCCCGUUGCUGCUGAAGUGUUGCUGAAGAUUGGCUGCCCUGGUACUCUGCUGCUGAUUCUGGUGACUGAGCCUACAAUCUGUGUGUGUGUGUGUGAGAGAGUGUCUUAUCCUGGGGUCCCAAGGCUUUGUACUGGCUGAACCGCAGCCAUGGAGGUGGCCCUGGUAGACUUUGAAAGCCUGGAUGACCUUGACGGACUUGAGGAUGAGUUGGACACCUAUGCUGAUGAGACCACAGCUCUCACAGUGGACAUGCCCCCAGAGCACAACAGCCCAGGCAGCAACUGCCUUCUGCAAGCCCCUCAGCUGUCCUCUACGCCCUCGCACCACAGUCCUGUGCCCUCCUGCAUGUGGGAAUCCACCUCAUCUUCGCCCAUUCCACAGACACAGACACUAGGAGUACCCCGGUCCCCAUCCAUGCCAACUCCAAGCAGACAAGAGCGCAGUAGCUGUGCCAGUAUGAUCUCCAACUGGAAAUUGCUGCUAAGCAGUGAGGGCACUAAGGAGAGUGAGACGAUCUUCAGUCGGCUUGCUAAGGAGUGCUGCGAGGAUCUGUUUGUAGAUAAACGAGGGCUGGAUGAUGGAGACCAGAAAGUCAUCAUCAACAUUGCCGGCCUUCGUUUUGAGACACAGCUCAAAACUUUGGACCAGUUUCCUGAGACACUGCUAGGAGAUCCUUUGAAGAGGAUGGACUACUUUGAUCCAAUGAGGAACGAGUACUUCUUUGAUCGGAACCGACCCAGCUUUGACGGAAUCUUGUAUUACUACCAGUCAGGGGGUAAGAUCAGACGUCCAGCUAACGUUCCCCUGGAUGUGUUUGCAGAUGAAAUUCUGUUCUAUGAGCUUGGAAGUGAGGCCAUGGAGCAGUUCAGAGAAGAUGAAGGAUUCAUAAAGGAUGUUGAGAUCCCUCUACCUGAUAAUGAUGUGUACAGGCAAUUCUGGCUGCUGUUUGAGUACCCAGAAAGCUCAAAUGCAGCCCGAGGUGUAGCAUUGGUGUCUGUUUUUGUUAUUGUCAUAUCCAUCAUUAUUUUCUGCAUGGAAACACUGCCAGAAUUCAGAGAUGAUGCUGACCCAAUUGUGCCCACAGUGCUACAGCCUUUCAACCAAUCUAGAAUUUACACUUCUGUGGCUCCAUCUGGUGUAAAGCCCACAACUUUCUCUGAUCCCUUCUUCAUCGUUGAGACCGCCUGCAUUGCUUGGUUCUUCUUUGAGCUGUGUGUGAGAUUUUUGGUCUGUCCUAGCAAAAAGGAAUUUUUCCACAACCUCAUGAACAUCAUUGACAUUAUAUCCAUCAUCCCUUAUUUUGUUACUGUGGUUACAGAAUUGGUCACGACGCCUCAAGAGAGCUCAGGACAGAACAUGUCUUUGGCCAUUCUGCGUAUUAUCCGUCUGGUCAGGGUGUUUCGUAUAUUCAAACUCUCACGUCACUCCAAGGGGCUGCAGAUCCUGGGACAGACUCUGAAGGCCAGCAUGCGUGAGCUUGGCUUGCUCAUCUUCUUCCUCUUCAUCGGAGUCAUCCUCUUUUCCAGUGCUAUCUACUUUGCUGAGGUAGACGAACCUAACACACAGUUUGUCAGCAUACCUGAUGGCUUCUGGUGGGCUGUGGUUACUAUGACCACUGUAGGCUACGGGGACAUGUGUCCCAUUACCAUGGGGGGUAAAAUGGUGGGCACCUUGUGUGCCAUCGCAGGUGUGCUGACCAUUGCUUUGCCUGUUCCCGUCAUUGUUUCCAACUUCAACUACUUCUACCACAGAGAGACGGAAGCAGAGGACAAGUUGCCCUUGGCAGAUGCUGUUGAGCAAGCCAUGAAGACUGAGACAAGUACCACACAGGGUAGCAACACCUCGCUCAAUAAAGCCAAUGGCAUCUGGCAGAGUGACAAAGGGGAGACAUUGCUACAAAGCAGGAAAUAAAUAUUAAAGAAGAAGAGAGUAUGGAGGAAAUAAACUGUUAUGAUUUCCCUCAUCUAAUGGUCUAAUGGGCUCAAUGAGAUAAAAUGUUUGUACCAAGUGAAAAAUGUGUUUUAUAAGGAUAUACAGAAUGUACUGUACUUACCUCUUUUGUGUCUAAUAUGAAGAUGACACUGAAAAUAACAGACAAGUGGAAGAAUUCCCUAUGUUCAUGUUCAGGAUUGUAUGUCAACAUAUUUCAAUAUACUUUGUGCUGGGACUCUUCUUAUAGUUGCAUAGAAACAGAAAAAAACUCUUCAUUGUCAUAAUUCAGCAGUAUGUAUGUUUAUAGGAUUUUUUAUAAUUGUGGUCUUAUUUUCAUUGUCUUCGCCAUUAAUCCUAUUACUUAUAACAUUUUGCACACCAGCUUCACUGUUGAGAUAUUUGGCCACAAAUACUCACAACAGUGGCUUCUGGGGCCAUAAAACAUGCGUCUUAGACAGGUUUAAACCAGUCAAAUUUAAUGAAAGGUAAAGAGAAACGUUAAAGUUAAAUGCCACAAUUUAUUAACUGUUAACCGCGGGGACACUUCUUGGUUAAGCUUAUAUCCCGGUGGGGACUUUAACCUGAAUGCACACUAACCCAUGGGGACUUGUGUCACCGUGGGGACAAAAAUUGAGGUCCCCAUGGAUAGAGACUGCUUUUUAAGGGUUAAGACUUGGUU